Messenger RNA from Botrytis byssoidea, 903 nucleotides. RefSeq lists its product as uncharacterized. The record is from RefSeq and is a predicted model, not a curated record. NCBI's taxonomy places the organism in Eukaryota, Fungi, Ascomycota, Leotiomycetes, Helotiales, Sclerotiniaceae. Bases 1 to 903 code for a protein of 300 amino acids. The transcript has 2 exons.
AUGUAUUACUCACGGAAUUAUUUCUUGACAUUUCUUACUUGCUCCUCGUGGAGUAUAGGAUAUACUGGAGCUGAUGAUCAUGGUGUUGUUUUUCUGUAUCCGACGGAUAAUCUCACCAUCAACUAUCUCGAUACCGUUAAUGUAACCUACACAUCUCCUUUUCCAGAGCCUCAACUUUGGAUCUAUUGUCAAAAUAUCACGGAUAUUACGGGUCCAUUAAUCACAGAAAGCUAUACCACGGUGACAGCAUUUAAUGGCUCUGCUCCAAUCAAUUGGAGAUGGCUAGGUGGUUCACCUUGUUGGUUCGAUUUGAAACCAAAUGCAUCAAAUGGAUAUGGAGCCAAUAGUGAACAUUUCAUCGUCGACCAAAAUCAACGUACAUCACCUACAACAUUAGGAUUACCGUUACCUACGGAGUCGUCAACUUCUACGACAUCAACAUCAACGUCGAUAUCAACCACAACCUCGGAUAGCAGUGAUGCCACCACAACAGCAACUUCAAAUCCCACCACCUCUUCCACCAGUAACUCUGCAUCUGCAGCAUCCGCCUCCUCGUCACAGACCCAGACCGGGCUUCCCACCGAUAGCACUCCCGCAACCGGACUUUCCGGCGGAGCCAAAGCCGGUAUCGGGAUCGGUAUCGCAAUUGUCGCACUCUUGGCAUUGGCAGCGGGAUUCUUCUUCUGGCGCAAGAAACAGGCGAAAAAUACGGAUUAUACGGUGUAUCCUACUUCGGAAGUGGCUAUGAAUGAGAAGAUGGAGGACUCGAGUGAUUAUUCGAGGAGUGAACCGGUGGCGUAUGAAUUGUAUGCGCCGGAAUAUCAUAUCGAGAUGCCGGGGACGCAGCCGGUAAGGGAAUUGGGAGGUGGGGAGAUUAAGAGUCAGGCGACGAGGUUGGCGUGA